Messenger RNA from Calidris pugnax (ruff), 1396 nucleotides. Its product is annotated as class I histocompatibility antigen, F10 alpha chain-like. Gene Ontology annotation, biological process: immune response. The record is from RefSeq and is a predicted model, not a curated record. NCBI's taxonomy places the organism in Eukaryota, Metazoa, Chordata, Aves, Charadriiformes, Scolopacidae. The transcript is spliced from 7 exons. Gene Ontology annotation, cellular component: external side of plasma membrane. The coding region runs from base 93 to 1007 and encodes 304 amino acids.
GUGUCCCCGCAGGGCCCCACUCCCUGCGCUACUUCUACACUGCGGUGUCGGAGCCCAGCCCGGGGGUGCCCCAGUUUGUGAUUGAGGGGUACAUGGAUGGGAACCUCAUCUUACGCUACGACAGUGAGACGGGGAGGAUGGUGCCCCGGGCGGACUGGAUGGCGGCCAACCUGGACCAGUGGUACUGGGACACCCAGACCCAGAUCGCACAGCAUAAUCAGCAGGUUGAUCGCAUCAACCUGGAGAUACUGCGGGGCCGCUACAACCAGAGCGAGGGGCUUCACGUGCGGCAGCGCAUGGUUGGCUGUGACCUCCUGGAGGAUGGUCGCACCAGGGGGUAUUAUCAGAAUGCCUACGAUGGGAGGGAUUUCAUUGCCUUGGACAUGGACACGAUGACGUUCACCGCGGCGGAUGCGGCGGCACAAAUCACCAAGAGGAAGUGGGAGGAAGACGGGACUGUCGCUGAGCAGCGGAAGAACUACCUGGAGAACACCUGCAUCGAGUGGCUGAGGAAACACGUGAGCAACGGGCGGGCUGUGCUGGAGAGGAAAGAGCGCCCCACGGUGCGAGUGUCGGGGAAGGAGGCCCACGGGAUCCUGACCUUGCACUGCCGCGCUUACGGCUUCUACCCGCGGCCCAUCACCGUCAGCUGGCUGAAGGACGGGGAGGUCAGGGACCAGGAGACGGAGCGUGGGGGCAUCGUGCCCAACAGCGACGGCACCUACUACACCUGGGCCUCCAUCGAGGCCAACCCGGGGGAGAAGGACAAGUACCGGUGCCGCGUGGAGCACGCCAGCCUGCCCGAGCCCCAACUCUACGUGUGGGAGACGGAGUCCAACCUGGUGGCCAUCGUGGCGGGGGCGGCUGUUGCUGCAGUCCUGGUUGUCGCUGCCAUCUGUGGAUUCGUCAUGUGGAAGCAGAAGUCAGGGAUGAAGAAGAAGGGCUACGGCGUGGCGUCAGGCACGGACGGGGGCUCUGACUCCUCGGCCACAGGGAUCACUGCCUGAUGGCUGUCAGAGGGACCGGCGUGUGGAUGGAUGUGGCUCCUGCCCUCUCAUCACAUGGAGGCAGAGCGGUGCUGGGAGGGGCUGGGAGCUGCCAGCAGAGAGAGCUUGUCCCCCUGCCCCCCGCCACAGGCCGCUGUGGUUGUGGGUUUUCUUGCCAAUUGCUGUUUUCUGAUUCUUUUAAAUUUUGGGCAACGCAAUUACUAACAAUGUUAGAAUUUUGAGGUGGUAACUGGUUUCUGCUGCGUAUGUACCUUUCCUGGCAGCACAAUAAAUGCUGAUUGCACGAGUUCUGGAGAAGCAGGAGUCCUCUCUUUUGGCCCAGCUGGACACAGAUAGUGAAUGCACAUGAAGAAAGUCUCCAGAGGCUUUUGGAGGAGGCCUCCAACCAA